AACAGAAACAUCAUUAGAGAGCAUAAAUAUGUCUUUAACAGGGAAAGUGGAGAGUGAGACAGAGAUUGCAGCAACUGCUGCUAAGUUCUAUCAUGUUUUUAGAAAGCAACUUGAACAUGUUCCUAAUAUAUCUCAAGAAAUACAUGGAGCUAGAGUGCAUGAAGGUGAUUGGGAAAAUGUUGGUUCUGUCAAACAUUGGGAAUAUACAAUAGAAGGAAAAAAACAAAGUGCUAAAGAAAAAAUUGAGACUAUAGAUGAUGAGAAUAAGUUAAUCACAUAUAGUGUCUUUGAUGGGGAAGUGAGUGAGAAUUACAAGAGUUUAAAUGUGACAUUUCAAGUGAUUGAUAAGGAACAUGGUGGUGGGAUUGUGAAGUGGAUCUUUGAAUAUGAGAAGGUAAAGGAGGAUAUUACAGGUGUGUCUCCAGAAGCAUACUUGGCCUUUGCUGAAAAGGUUACAAAGGAUAUUGAUGCUCAUCUUGUCAAAGAAUAGCAAAAAAAAGAUGAGGAUGAAGUGUGUUUGGUUUGAGUAUGUUUGCUUUUCAUAUAUACUUUAUUGUAAUGCAUGGAGUGUCUGCUUAAUGCUGGAAAUAUGUUUGGUGUGUAUAAAUGACUACUAAAUGUUGGUGGGGUUGUGAAAUAGACUUUUGAAUAUGAGAAGUUAAAGAAGGAUAUUGCAUUUGGAUCUCCAAAUUCAUACUUGGUCUUUGGAGAAAAGGUCACAAAUUAUUGAUGCUCAUUUUGUCAAAGAAUAUCAACAAAGAUGAGGAUGAUGUGUGUUUGGUUGGAGUGUGUUUGCUUAUCAAAUAAACUUUGUGAUGAUAUAUAAAUGUGAACUAAAUACUAGUAAAAUAUUUUUGUUUGUAAAAUGUUUAAUUUAAAUAAAAUAUUGUUGAGAAAAUCAAGGGUUUUACACACAAAAAAAAUAUGUUAAUAUGUGUGAGGCAAAUAACAAAAUCAAUUGUUGGAUUUAUAUGAAAAAUAGCUCAUAAACUCAUUGUUUUAA
This is a messenger RNA of Vicia villosa (hairy vetch), 1003 nucleotides long. Its product is annotated as MLP-like protein 28. The transcript is spliced from 2 exons. Bases 29 to 490 code for a protein of 153 amino acids. Lineage: Eukaryota; Viridiplantae; Streptophyta; Magnoliopsida; Fabales; Fabaceae. Gene Ontology annotation, biological process: defense response. The record is from RefSeq and is a predicted model, not a curated record.